Alligator mississippiensis (American alligator) is the source of this 3255-nucleotide messenger RNA. Its product is annotated as complement receptor type 1. The transcript is spliced from 15 exons. The coding region runs from base 56 to 2200 and encodes 714 amino acids. Gene Ontology annotation, biological process: negative regulation of complement activation, classical pathway. The record is from RefSeq and is a predicted model, not a curated record. NCBI's taxonomy places the organism in Eukaryota, Metazoa, Chordata, Crocodylia, Alligatoridae.
CCCUCGCCGGGCACGGAGCCGCAGGGAUCCCGGGUGCUCGGCGCUGCGCUGCAGGAUGCUGCCCACCGCCGCGCUGCUCCUGGCCGCCGCCGCCGCUGUUCAGGCAACAGAUGGCUGUGGUUCCCCACCAGAAUUAAGCUUGGGUGAACUAAGGAGCGAGUAUAAGGAUCAGAACAACUUUUCGGUUGGGGACGUUGUGAAAUACGCGUGCCAGCCUGGGUACCUUAAGCAUCCAGGAGUCCCAUUUUCCAUUACUUGCCUUGAGAGUGGGGAGUGGACAGAAGCCCCUGACAUCUGUAAAAGGAAAUCGUGCGGUCACCCGGAAGAGCCGCAGAACGGCAGAGUCAUCGUCCAAUCAGAUAUCCUGUUUGGGGCCACCGUGAACUACACCUGCGAGGAAGGGCACAGGUUGGUUGGACAGCCUCAGAGGCACUGUCAGCUUUCUCAGCAGAGGGUUGCAUGGAGCGGAGAGGUUCCUGUUUGUCAGCGUAUCCCAUGCCCUCCACCACCAGAGAUCAGCCAUGGGGGGCACAGUCAGCCACUUAAGGAAGGCUUUUAUUAUGGCUCAGCUGUGAUUUAUGUAUGUGACCUUGGUUAUCAGCUCACCGGAGAGGCCUCUAUUUACUGCACAACGGAAGAUGGGCAAACUGGAGUGUGGAGCGGGCCACUUCCUGAGUGUGCAGUCGUGCAGUGCCCUCCACCUCCAGCCAUCGCCAAUGGGAAGCACAGCGCCCAGGCCCUGGAAGCCUUCCCCAGUGGGACGUCUGUCCACUACAGCUGUGAUCCUGGCUACUCCCUGUUUCGAAGGGGCUUCAUCCAUUGCACAGAGUCUGGAACCUGGAGUCUGCCUUAUCCUCAAUGCACAGAUGGCUGUGGCGACCCACCCAAGUUAAGCUUUGCUAAGCUAAGAAAUGAGAGUGAAACCCAGAAUGGUUUUCCUGUUGGGAAGUCCGUAAGCUUCGCUUGCCUGCCUGGAUAUUUUAAAGUCCCGAGACUAUCCCACAUCAUUACAUGCCUCCAGAAUCGAACGUGGUCAGAAGCACCUGAGUUCUGUAAAAGGAAAUCGUGCGCUCACCUAGAAGAACCAGAGAAUGGCAGAGUCAUUGUCGGAACGGAUCUUCUCUUUGGUUCAACAGUGAACUACAUAUGUGAAGAGGGGUACGUGUUGAUCGGACAGCCUCAGAGGCAAUGUGAGCUUUCUGCUAAGCAUGUUGCAUGGAGUGGCGAUGCUCCCAUCUGCCAGAUUAUUCUGUGUCCUCCACCUCCAUCCAUCCUCCAUGGGAAGCGCAACCACCACCUCAAGGAAGAAUUCUCGUAUGGGUCAUCCGUGACUUACACAUGCAGCGAAGGUUAUCAGCUCAUUGAAGAGGACUUUAUUUACUGCACCACCAAGGAUGGGCAAACUGGAGUGUGGAGCGGGCCUCCCCCGCAGUGCACAGAGGUGCAGUGCCUCCCUGCUCCAACCAUCACCAAUGGGAAGCACAACGGCCAGGCCAUGGAAGCGUUCACCAGCGGGAUGUCUGUCCGCUACCGGUGUGACCCUGGCUACUCUCUGAUCGGGGAAGCACAGCUUCAUUGUACAGAGUCUGGAGCCUGGAGCCACCCUGCCCCUCAAUGCAAAGUUUCAGCUAUCGGCUGUGUAGCCCCCGUGGUUCAGAACGGAAGAGUAGCCGUAAGAAAGCUCAGCUACAGACCUGGAGACACCGUGACUGUGGAGUGUGAUCCUGGUUACAUCUUGAAGGGCACCCAUGUAUCCCAGUGCCAAGCUGGGGGCACAUGGGACCCUCCAGUCCCCAGCUGUGCAACCACAAUGCAGUGUCUUCCACCUCCAGCCAUAGCGAAUGGGAAGCACAGUGCCAAGCCCACAGACACCUUUAACUCAGGAACGUCUAUUCUGUACACCUGUAAACCUGGUUACGCCCUGGUUGGAGUGGCGUCCAUUUAUUGUACCGUGUCCGGAGCCUGGAGCCGCCCCCUCCCUCGAUGUACAGUUGUUAGCUGCGAAAGUCCAGAAAUUGAGAAUGGAGGAGUAAUAGAGUUCCAGCCUGUUUACAGACCCGGAGACAUUGUUGAAGUGGGCUGUGAUGAUGGUUACAUCCCCACCAGCACCCAGAAGUCUCAGUGCCAAUUUGGGGGCAGAUGGGACCCUCCAGUCCCCAGCUGUGAAAGUGAAAGAGAAAUGAGACUUCCCGAAAUGUGACCCAUGGAUGUGCCAGCAAAAUGAGAAGCAAUAAUUGCCGCAGCAGAUUUCUAAGGAACUUUAUUAACCUGGAAGCAAUGUAUUUAGCAGCUGCAAAUAAAACUGGCCAAGUGGACAGAAGCUGAAACCGGCAUUUGGCACAGCUAACUUUAGAUACCAUCAACCUUGGAAGUCGAGCGAUGACAGAAAGAAAAGACAGUAAAAAGCGUUCCUUUUCCCUUCAAAUGGGAGAGCCCUGUUAUGUGAAAAUGCAAAUUAACUUGAAGAAACUGGAGCAUAGAGGGGUACGUCAAAUAACUAACUAAGCCCAACACACCCACAAAAUGGAGCAAGAAGCUUAUUUUCAGGAAACCAUGGAUAGCUGAUCUUGAAUAUAAUAUUCCUUGUUCAUGACCUUGACUGGUAAAUUUAAUGUUACCCAUAACUGGAUUUUUUUUUAAUGUGGGAAAGGGAAGAGUUUGUUUUCAUCUUUUUCAGACAACCAACCUUUCCUUUGUGACUGCACUGAGGUGGGAACCCACGGGAUUAUUCUUCGUCCUGGGCACAUGGUGAUCAAGUUCAGACUGCAGCUUAGUGUUCAUCACCAUAACAACCCAGGCCUUUAUUCAACUAGUAGUCCACAACAUAUCAGUAGAACUAGAUUGGAUGUCUCAAGUAGCAGACCUUCAAAACAUCAACCUUGGAAGGGGACCAUAUGGUGAAGAAAUGACACAAGGUUCUUGAGGAUGGCUUUUUUCGCACCCAGCCUGCUCACCAUUGCUCAAAUCACAGACUUGCUUGUAAAACCUGAAAUGCAACUGAUAUAAAAUAAGUUGUUAACAUGUUGUUAAAAGUUAUCAGAAAUGGUUAGCACUUCUUGAUCUGUCUUCAUCUUCAGCUCUCUCUCUGCAAAAAUGAAGUUUAUUUCCUCCCUAUGGAGACAUUUUACCAUCUUAUACCAUGUAUACUUUCCCCACCACCUGAUGAAGGGAUUUUGAUCCUGAAAGCUUGCAAAAAAGAACGAUGUUCUUGUGAUUUCCCAGUUGGUCUAAUAAAAGGUAUAAUUUUGGAACCAA